AUGCUUUCGUUCAGAACAGCAGGCUACAACGGCUACGGCGUCAGGUACUCGCCGUUUUUCGACAAUAAGCUAGCGGUGGCCACUGCUGCCAAUUAUGGUUUGGUUGGUAACGGAAAGCUCUUUAUUCUUUCCAUAGACGCUCAGGGCCAAGUUCAUAAUGAUAUUGGCUGGGAGACUCAGGACGGUCUUUUUGAUGUUUCCUGGAGUGAAAUCCAUGAAAACCAGCUUGCUACGGCUCUGGGGGACGGGCUGGUGAAGAUUUUCGACUUGAAAGUGCCCCAAUUCCCGGUGAUGAACUAUAAAGAGCACCAACGCGAGGUUUUUUCGGUGAAUUGGAACUUGGUGGAUAAAAACAACUUUGUCACGUCGUCCUGGGACGGAUCUAUAAAGGUGUGGACGCCUUCGAGACAGCAAUCGAUGAUUACGUUGAAUCCAAGGGUGGACCAGAGUGCCAAAGCAGCUAACCCUCAACCGGCACCACCAACGAGCCACAACCAGAGAGAAGGUAACUUUAAUACUUCCCAGUGUGUUUAUAACGCUACGUUUUCUCCCCACUCGCCCCUGACGAUUAUCAGUUGCACGGGGCUGUCGCAUGUUAAUAUUUGGGAUAUCAGGGCUCCACAGCCACUCCAGCUCGAUUUCAUUGCCCACGGCGGUCUUGAAGCGUUGUCGUGUGACUGGAAUAAAUACAAAUCGAACAUUGUGGCGUCGGCAGGUACAGAUAAGGCUGUGAGGGUUUGGGAUUUGAGAAUGAUAGCUAAACUCGAUAACCCAGUGCCAGGCCAGCCGCUGCCUGCUUACCAUAUACGAGGCCCUACGCCGCUUAAUGAGUUGUUGGGCCACGAGUUUGCCGUUAGGAAGGUUGUCUGGUCUCCUCAUCUGGGCCAGGAGCUCUUGACGACUUCUUAUGAUAUGACAUCACGAGUAUGGAUAGAUCAGCUGGAGGAUAGGGCACGUUUCUUGAACAACGGCGGCAGUGGAUGUAAGGGCAUAAUGCGCCAGCACAGAGAGUUUGUGGUUGGCUGUGACUAUAGUCUUUGGGGAGAACCAGGCUGGUGUGCCACGACGGGCUGGGACGAGAUGGUGCAUAUUUGGGACACGAAAAGGGUGCCUCCAAGGUAG
Candidozyma haemuli is the source of this 1122-nucleotide messenger RNA. RefSeq names its product Pex7p (gene PEX7). Gene Ontology annotation, cellular component: cytosol; peroxisomal matrix. The record is from RefSeq and is a predicted model, not a curated record. Gene Ontology annotation, molecular function: protein binding. Gene Ontology annotation, biological process: protein import into peroxisome matrix. The coding region runs from base 1 to 1122 and encodes 373 amino acids. The transcript has a single exon. NCBI's taxonomy places the organism in Eukaryota, Fungi, Ascomycota, Pichiomycetes, Serinales, Metschnikowiaceae.